AUGGGACUAUUCAAGAAUGUCAUUGAACCAACAGCAAUCGCUCUUGUUUUCGCAGCCGGAACGCUGAUAAAUCGUCGGCGAUUGAAGCCUCAAAGAUAUCAACGUGACAUUGAAUCCAUACCCGACUACAUUUCCGCCGAGAAGAAGACUGACGAUGCGUCAGCUUCGCGAAGAAAAGGGGGCAAAGGCUCGAAUUUGCUCGUCUUCCGGGUGUUGUCGUGGAUUUUUGGGGCGUUUCCGUUUUUGAGCGAGAUAUGGUAUUGGCUUCUUACAUACUGGAUAUAUCAGCUUAGUCGCGCUUUAACGGCUCGAGCUAUUGCGCCUUAUCCUCAUGUCUAUCUCGUCGCGAAGUAUCAUGCUCUGCAGCUUCUUGCAAUCGAACAGUUCCUCCACAUCGACAUCGAACAAUCAUUUCAAGCGUACAUCCUCUCGAAUCACGCUUACAUUAUGACCGUUCUCAGACAUAUAUAUCACUCCCACAUCAUCGUCGGCGUCGUCUUCAUCGUAUACACAUACACUGUCCUUCCACCAUCCUUAUUUAGGCGCAUCCGACGCACCAUCGCUAUGGAUAAUUUCAUCGCCUUCAUCAUAAUCUCUCUCUGGCGAUGUUACCCUCCGCGAAUGCUCCCACCGGACUACGGCUUCGUAGACAUUCUCCAUGAAGGAAAGACGGGCUCCGUAUGGACUCACAAUCGGUUCCAACUGACGAUUGCCGCGAUGCCGAGUCUGCAUUUUGGAACCUCGAUGUUAUUCGGGGUGUGUUUGGCGAGAUUUAGUCCGCAUUUGGUGGUGCGUGUUUUGGCGCCGCUGUGGCCGUUGGCAAUGUUUGUGACGGUUGUUGCGACGGCGAACCAUUUUGUGCUGGAUCUCGUUGUUGGUGCAAUUGUGGCGCUUUUGGGAUGGCGGUGGAAUAGAGCGGUUUUGGUGUUGGAGGGUUUGCAGGAUUGGAUGUUUUCGCCGGUGGUUGAUCGAAUGGAUUUGAGAUUUGGGGGUGAAGGUUCUGGAGAGGCUGAGAGAUGA
Messenger RNA from Trichoderma virens Gv29-8, 1020 nucleotides. RefSeq lists its product as uncharacterized. Gene Ontology annotation, biological process: sphingolipid biosynthetic process; inositol phosphoceramide metabolic process. Gene Ontology annotation, cellular component: inositol phosphoceramide synthase complex. The transcript has 3 exons. The record is from RefSeq and is a predicted model, not a curated record. The coding region runs from base 1 to 1020 and encodes 339 amino acids. Gene Ontology annotation, molecular function: inositol phosphoceramide synthase activity. NCBI's taxonomy places the organism in Eukaryota, Fungi, Ascomycota, Sordariomycetes, Hypocreales, Hypocreaceae.